Orbicella faveolata is the source of this 1633-nucleotide messenger RNA. RefSeq lists its product as uncharacterized. Lineage: Eukaryota; Metazoa; Cnidaria; Anthozoa; Scleractinia; Merulinidae. The record is from RefSeq and is a predicted model, not a curated record.
UGAUAAAUAUUCAUUGGACAAAGUUUGAACAAAAAUCUAUGUGCAGUUUUAUUUCAGGGGAAUUACCUUAAGCAAAUACUUGAGGCAGUUAGGUGUAGGCGGCGAUGGCUGCGCGGAAGUUGGGUUGAGUCCGCCUCCUCUGGCGCGAAAUUAGAAUAUUUAAGCCUUCCUAGAAGCGUCGGCGAGCGACGGCUGUUUUGCUUUCGUUUUCAGUGGUCGAAUUUGACUUUGUUCGUGGAUUUUACGAGCAUGAUGGCAACUUUUUGAGAAGUUCGAGACCUUCUAGCUGUUGCAUGCUUUGAGGACAUCAUAGACGAGAAUGAAUUUCUGUUGUUGUGGGAUUUACACACGUCGAAAAAUCUUGACUUUCCUUACGAAGACUACGGCCGAUUUGACGUGGACAAGAUGGACGAUUCAGAGUGUUUAGCAGAGUUUAGAGUCAAGAAACGCGACCUUCCGGACCUAGCUGCUGCCUUGCAAAUACCAAAUCAGUUUGUGUGCCAUCAGCGGUCAGUGGCCGAUGGAAUGGAGGGACUCUGUAUGCUACGCCGACCACUUUCAUAUCCCUGCAGAUACUCAGAUAUGAUAGCGCGCUUUGGUCGGCCGGUGCCUGUUAUGAGCAUGGUCACAAAUACUGUGCUGGAUUAUAUCUUUACCACCCACAGUCACAGAAUACUACAAUGGAACCAAGCUAUUCUGCAACUGGCAAAGCUUCAAAUAUAUGCUGAUGCAGUCUCAUUAACGGGAGCAGCAUUGAACAAUUGCUUCGGCUUUAUCGAUGGAACUGUCCGGCCAAUUUGCAGACCCGGAGAGCACCAACACGUGGUGUAUAAGGGCCAUAAACGUGUUCAUACGCUUAAGUUUCAAUCCAUUGCUCUUCCAAAUGGGCUGAUCGCUAACAUGUACGACUCUGUUGGUAAGUAUAUUUGGUACUCAAGUAUCUUGUUUUGAGAGGGCAUACCCCCUCUCUGCACAAAGAAAAUGCAGUACAUUUAUGGGAUAAUUGGAGCCCCCUCAAGCAAAUCCUAGCUACAUCCUUGUUUUGAAUGUCAGUCAACCAUUCACUACUCUAUUGCCAUUUUUUUGAGUCAGAAAAUCACUUUUUUUGCUCACCGCUCUUUUGAAAUAGUUAACAACACUAGGGUGUAGGUCAUUACUUUUUCACCAUGAUUACAAACGCAAAACACUGUAAAAUGUUCUUUUUUGUAGAGGGCAGGAGGCAUGAUUCUUGGAUUUAACAGACUCACAAUUACUGCCUCUCUUGAAUCAACAUGCAUUCUUACCAGGGGGGCAGCUUAUGUACAUCUAUGGGGACCCCGCCUAUCCCAUGAGAGCUCAUCUGAUCCAGCCAUUUAGAGACAGGGUGUUGACUCCUCAGAUGCAAGCAUUCAAUACGUCCAUGAGCAAAGUUAGAGAAGCUGUAGAAUGGUUGUUUAAAGAUGUUGCCACAUCCUGGAAGUUUAAAGAUUUCAAGACAAGAAGAAUUUAAAGAUAGGGCUUAAUAGAGUAGGCAAAAUGUAUUUGGUAAGUGCCAUUCUACGAAAUGCCUUGACUUGUCUCUACAGAAACAUGACAUCAGAGUACUUUGAUCUAGACCCACCAGCUCUGCAGGACUAUUUUAUUUAAACCAAAC